AUGGAAAGUUGCGCAUGCCGGGAUGAGAAGAGAAGACCAAAUGUUUCCAGAACAUCAGAAGAAAAGCAUAUUUUGCAAGACCUUUGUAUUCACUCUCACUCCUCUCUCCUCAUCACAGUUGCCCAAGGAAGUGGACAGGAUGGCCAGUGCUCUCUCGGCUACUUCCCCUGUGGGAACAUCACCAAGUGCUUGCCUCAGUAUCUUCACUGCAACGGUGUGGACAACUGUGGAAAUCAGGCCGAUGAGGAAAACUGUGGCGACAACAAUGGAUGGCCAAUGGAAUUUGACCAAUUCUUCACUCACUACAGAAUUAUUUAUAAGUAUUCCUUUGAGUCAUUAAUAUCUGAAUGUUUGGUCAGUUCUGUGCCAGCACAAUGUAUUUGCCACGGUUUUGAGAUUGACUGUGAUAAGAACAAGUUACGAGCUAUUCCAUCAGUUUCUUCAAAUGUGACUGCAAUGUCACUUCAAUGGAACUUAAUAAGAAAACUUCCUCCUGAUGGCUUCAAGAAGUACCCUAAUCUUCAGAAGCUGUGUCUGCAACACAAUAAGAUUCGAUCCUUAUCAAUCUACGCAUUCAGGGGACUUCACAGCCUUACUAAACUAUACCUCAGUCAUAACAGAAUUACUUUCCUGAAACCCGGCAUUUUUCAAGAUCUACACAGACUGCAAUGGUUGAUUAUUGAGGAUAACCAUCUCAAUCGAAUAUCCCCACUAACAUUUUAUGGACUAAAUUCUCUUUUUCUCUUAAUGUUGAUGAACAAUGCCCUCACCCGUUUGCCUGAUAAAUCUCUUUGUCAACAUAUGCCAAAGCUACGUUGGCUGGACAUUGAAACCAACCAUAUCCAUAAUCUAAAAAAUUUGACUUUUGCUUCAUGCUACAACUUGACUGUCUUGAUAAUCAGCAAAAACAAAAUCAGUCACAUGCAUGAAAAUGCUUUUUUAUCCCUCCAGAAACUAAAUGAAUUGGACCUGGGAAAUAAUAAGAUUGAAAAUCUUCCACUGAAUGUUUUAAAGAAUCUGAAAGAACUCUCACAAUUGAACCUUUCACAUAAUCCAAUUUUGAACAUUCAAGCAAACCAAUUUGAUCAUCUUGUCAAACUCAAGUCUCUUGGCCUAGAAGGAAUUGAAAUCCCCAAUAUCCAACAAAGGAUGUUCAGACCACUUAGGAACCUCUCUCACAUAUAUUUCAAGAAAUUCCAGUAUUGUGGGUAUGCACCACAUGUUCGCAGCUGUAAACCAAACACUGAUGGAAUCUCCUCUCUAGAGAAUCUCUUAGCAAGCAUUAUCCAGAGAGUAUUUGUCUGGGUUGUAUCUGCAGUUACAUGCUUUGGAAACAUCUUUGUCAUUUGUAUGCGACCUUACAUCAGGUCCGAGAACAAGCUACAUGCAAUGUCAAUCAUUUCUCUCUGCUGUGCUGAUUGCCUAAUGGGAAUAUAUUUAUUUGUGAUUGGGGCUUUUGAUCUAAAAUUUCGUGGAGAAUAUAAUAAGCACGCACAGAUAUGGAUGGAGAGCAUUCAUUGUCAGCUUCUGGGAUCUUUGGCCAUUCUUUCCACAGAAGUAUCAGUACUACUUUUAACAUUUCUGACGUUGGAAAAAUACAUGUGUAUUGUAUAUCCUUUUAGAUAUUUAAGACCUGGAAAAUGCAGAACAAUUACCAUUCUAAUUCUUAUUUGGAUUACUGGAUUUAUAGUGGCUCUUAUUCCAUUCAGCAAUAAGGACUUUUUCAAAAACUACUAUGGUAUCAAUGGAGUAUGUUUUCCUCUUCAUUCAGAAGAUGAAGAAAGCAUUGGGGCCCAGAUUUUUUCAGUGACCAUAUUUCUUGGUAUUAACUUAGCAGCAUUUAUCAUCAUAGUCUUUUCCUACGGAAGCAUGUUUUACAAUAUUCAUCAAAGUGCGAUAGCAGCAACUGAAAUAAGGAAUCAAGUUAAAAAAGAAAUCAUCCUUGCCAAACGUUUUUUCUUUAUUGUAUUAACUGAUGCAUUAUGCUGGAUACCCAUUUUUAUACUGAAAUUUCUUUCAUUACUUCAGGUAGAAAUACCAGGUACCAUAAACUCGUGGGUAGUGAUUUUUAUUCUGCCUAUCAACAGUGCUCUGAACCCAAUUCUCUAUACUCUGACUACAAGACCAUUCAAAGAAAUGAUCCAUCAAUUUUGGUAUAAUGCCAGGCAAAAAAGAUCUAUCAACAGCAAAGGAAAUCAGAAAACAUAUACUCCACCAUAUUUCUGGGUAGAAAUGUGGCCACUGCAGCAGAUGCCGCCCGAGUUAAUGAAGCCGACUUUUUUCACAAAUUCCUGUGAAUUGUCACUGAUUUCUCAAUCAACUAGACUAAAUUCCUAUUCGUAA
Suncus etruscus (white-toothed pygmy shrew) is the source of this 2343-nucleotide messenger RNA. RefSeq names its product relaxin family peptide receptor 1 (gene RXFP1). The transcript has 17 exons. Lineage: Eukaryota; Metazoa; Chordata; Mammalia; Eulipotyphla; Soricidae. Bases 1 to 2343 code for a protein of 780 amino acids. Gene Ontology annotation, molecular function: G protein-coupled receptor activity; protein binding. Gene Ontology annotation, biological process: G protein-coupled receptor signaling pathway. The record is from RefSeq and is a predicted model, not a curated record. Gene Ontology annotation, cellular component: membrane.